Ictalurus punctatus (channel catfish) is the source of this 779-nucleotide messenger RNA. RefSeq names its product endothelial differentiation-related factor 1 (gene edf1). Gene Ontology annotation, molecular function: DNA binding. Gene Ontology annotation, cellular component: nucleus. Lineage: Eukaryota; Metazoa; Chordata; Actinopteri; Siluriformes; Ictaluridae. The record is from RefSeq and is marked provisional.
AAAGAUGGCCGAGAGUGACUGGGAUACAGUGACCGUGUUGAGGAAGAAAGGGUCCGCGUCGCAGGCCAAAUCCAAACAGGCAGUACUUGCAGCUCAGAGACGAGGGGAGGACGUGGAGACUACAAAGAAGUGGGCUGCAGGUCAGAAUAAGCAGCAUGUUAUAACUAAGAACACAGCCAAACUGGACAGAGAAACGGAGGAGCUCCAUCACGAGCGAGUAACCCUGUCGGUGGGCAAAGCCAUACAGCAGGGCCGGCAAAACAAAGGCUUAACCCAGAAGGACCUGGCCACAAAAAUUAAUGAGAAGCCACAAGUAAUUGCAGACUAUGAAGCAGGAAAGGCCAUCCCCAAUAAUCAAGUAAUGGGAAAGAUUGAGAGAGCUAUCGGACUUAAACUGCGUGGAAGGGAAAUUGGGGAGCCCCUCGACGCCGCUGUGCCCAAGAAGAAAUGAACAAAAAAUCCUCGAAAUCCACCACUUAGCAUGCAGAAUCUCUCUCUCUAUUCUGGCCUUACAGUCCGUUUCCACAUGCUGCUGUCUCAAGUCCCUUUAAAACAUUUUUAAAAUUUUUUAUUUUUAUUUUUUAAAACUGCUUAUUUAAGUGGUGGACCAAAUGUCAAUUAAUUGACACUGUAAUGAAAUGAAAGCAUCUUUGCUUGUGUAAUACUGCUUUUUUUUUUUUUUCUUUUAGACAGACUGAACUGUCUCCUGUUGUGUACAUUUACAUAAUUUUAUGCUUGCUUUGAAAUUUAAAUAAAUGUUCGCAUUUGAUUUAAUUCCA